Messenger RNA from Cuscuta campestris, 2885 nucleotides. Lineage: Eukaryota; Viridiplantae; Streptophyta; Magnoliopsida; Solanales; Convolvulaceae. The record is from the annotation of a GenBank genome assembly.
GUUUACUCUUCAAUCCAAUUUGUUUCUUCCCCCCUUUGGCCAAAAUGUAGACUACAUUCAACCACCAACCCAAAGUGCGGUGGGUGCCAACUGCCAAAAAACCCAAUGGCCAUAGCUUCCUUCCAAGCAUCUGAGCAAACGACCACGCCACGAAAUACGGAGUGUAUAUAUCUAUCAAAGCAACCAAUAUCCAUCGUCCACGUGUCCCAAUCACAGCCGCCCGUCAAUAUUAGCUUCGCCCAUUUAUCUUCUUCCUCCCCUCGUCACUGAAUAUUCAGUCCACAGAUCUCUCCGCCAUGGCCGCCGCAGCUCACAGAUUCUUCCUAUUGUUCCUCUGCUUCCGGCUCGCCGUUUCAUCGGAGGAGCUUCAGGAGACGUUUAUCGUCCACGUGGCGAAGUCCGAGAAGCCUGGCGUUUUCUCUACUCACGAGGGCUGGUUUUCUUCCAUCGUCCGGAGACUUUCUCCGCUCUCCCGCCGCCGGUCCGAGCUCUUGUACACCUACGGGCGCGCCGCGCACGGGUUCUCUGCUCGGCUGACGCGAUUCCAGGCGAGUGAGCUGCAGAACGUUCCCGGCGUGAUCUCCGUCCUGCCGGAUCAAGUCCGCCGCGUCCACACGACGCACACGCCUCAGUUUUUGGGGCUGUCGCAGUCAUUUGGGAUCUGGCCCAACGCAGAAUACGCGGACGAUGUCAUAGUGGGGGUUCUGGACACCGGGAUCUGGCCGGAGCGACCGAGCUUCUCCGACGAAGGACUCUCUUCUGUCCCUUCAGGCUGGAAGGGGAAAUGCGAGGUCGGUCCUGAUUUUCCCGAAGGUUCGUGCAAUCGGAAAAUCAUAGGCGCUCGUACUUUUUACAGAGGCUAUGAAGCUGCUCUCGGAAGGCCGAUGGACGAAUCGGAAGAAUCAAAAUCCCCGAGAGACACUGAAGGCCACGGCACGCACACAGCCUCCACAGCAGCUGGAUCGGUGGUGGCGAAUGCGAGUCUGUUCGAGUAUGCGCGGGGUGAAGCCAGAGGAAUGGCUGUUAAGGCGAGAAUUGCGGCUUACAAAAUCUGCUGGAGCUCAGGCUGUUACGAUUCCGAUAUACUCGCUGCCAUGGAUCAAGCUGUGGAAGAUGGAGUUCACUUGAUUUCCCUGUCCGUUGGAUCAUCCGGCUACGCUUCUCCCUACGAUCGUGAUUCCAUUGCAAUUGGUGCUUUUGGUGCGGCGGCGCACGGCGUUCUCGUCUCCUGCUCUGCCGGAAAUUCCGGCCCCAGCCCGUCUACGGCGGUGAACAUUGCGCCUUGGAUUCUCACCGUCGGUGCUUCCACUAUCGAUCGUGAGUUCCCAGCCGACGUGAUAUUAGGUGAUGGCAGGAUAUUCAGUGGCGUCUCGCUGUACUCCGGUGAAUCUCUAGGGGAAAGCAAACUUCCUGUAGUCUACGGCGGUGAUUGCGGAAGCAAGUACUGUUAUUCCGGUGAACUUAACACCUCAAAGGUCACCGGGAAGAUCGUGCUGUGCGAUCGAGGAGGAAAUGCCAGAAUCGCAAAAGGCGGAGCAGUGAAGGACGCCGGAGGCGCCGGAAUGAUACUUGCUAACCUGGCCGAUUCAGGCGAAGAGCUUGUGGCCGACGCGCAUCUAAUUCCGGCGUCAAUGGUCGGUGUAACCGCCGGAGACGAAAUACGGACCUACGUGAGAUCCGAUCCGUCCCCCACUGCCACAAUCUCAUCCCGCGGAACCGUGAUCGGAACCUCACCGCCGGCGCCGCGUGUUGCCGCUUUCUCAAGCCGUGGACCGAACCACGUGACACCUGAAAUCCUUAAACCGGAUGUCAUUGCACCCGGAGUGAACAUUCUCGCCGGCUGGACCGGCGCGGUAGGGCCGGCCGAUCUGGAUAUCGACCGGAGAAGAGUGGAGUUCAACAUCAUCUCCGGCACCUCCAUGUCGUGUCCCCACGCAAGCGGAUUGGCUGCUCUGCUUCGGAAGGCCCAUCCGGAGUGGACCCCAUCCGCCAUUAAAUCCGCCCUCAUGACAACCACUUAUAAUCUGGACAAUUCCGGCAGCAAUUUUACCGACCUUGCCACUGGCAAAGAAUCAAACCCGUUUGUCUACGGGUCCGGGCACGUGGAUCCAAACCGGGCACUUAAUCCCGGUUUGGUUUACGAUCUGGCCGUGAGCGAUUACGUGGACUUUUUGUGCUCCAUUGGGUACGACAACAAAAGAAUCUCGGUGUUCGUAAAGGGCAACACUUCAGUGGAUUGCAGCACACGGGAUCUGGGAACGCCCGGAUCUCUGAACUACCCAUCCUUCUCCGUUAUUUUUCGUGGUAAUAAAAGCGAGGUAAAGUACAAGAGGUCACUCACUAACGUAGGGAGCGAGAAGGACGUCGUCUACGCGGUAAAAGUGAAUGCCCCGCCGGGCGUGGAGGUGAGCGUGUCGCCCACCAAGCUCGCGUUUGACGAGGAGCACAAUACGUUGCCGUACGAAAUCACAUUCAAGAGUAGUGUUGGAUUCAACGGGGUCAAACCGUCGUCGUCGUUCGGAUCGAUUGAAUGGGCCGAUGCGGCGCACCGGGUUAGAAGCCCGAUCGCAGUAGUCUGGAGUCUCGGGUCAGAGCUCGCUGCAAUGUGAAUCGAUUACCAAAUUUAUCCUCUUUGGAUAGUGGCCUAAGUUACGUGAUUGUCUGCCAAAAAAACAAAAAGAGUUUGGGCGGAUUAAAGCAAAGAUUUGCGGUAUAAAAGACGAUUGAAUGUGGAAGGAGAUGUCGGGAUUGAAAUGAUAAAUGGCCAUUGUAAUUUAAGUAGCAGUGUUUAUAUUUAAAUGUUAUGAAUAAAUAUGAAGUGACAGGUGAAUUUAAAUUUGUUAACAAUACCCUUUGCAAGGCCCAAAUAAUAUGGAUUGCCAAUG